UCAUGGCCGUCGGUCAACUCAAGACAUUGAUCGGAUCGAUCAGGAGGAAGCCCUCUACCGCCCCAGACCGCAAGACGAAUGGCGAAGCAGAGCUAAGCCCUCUGAAUGAAAAGACCUCACUCAUUCAUGACCUCACACAUAUGGGUCUGAAGAACGCUGGCACGGUCGCGCAAGGCUUAACAACCAUUGCAUCUGGCGAGCCCAUGGACGACAAAGAUCUGUUGCUUGAAAAUGGUGUGGCUGCACUACAGAAUGCCCCACCUAAUAGCGGACUUUCCGCAACUGUGUCUGAAGGUUUUAUCAAGAUGCUAUACAACGACCUGCCUCAUCCACCAGUGACGCUGGCUGGACCCACUGCCAGAUAUAGAAGACAUGAUGGUGGCAACAACAACCCUUGGAAUCCCGAGAUGGGCAAAGCUGGAACUCCCUACAGUCGAAGUGUUCCUCCUCUGCGGCCUAAAGGACCCAAUCUUCCCGACCCCGAGCUUGUCUACGAACAACUUCUCAAGAGAAAAGGGCCCUUCCGUGAACAUCCUUCUGGCCUCAACAGACUAUUCUUCUCCUUCGCCACAAUCGUCAUUCACGAGUGUUUUCAAACUUCUCGAACAGACCCUUGGGUCAACGAAACUUCCAGUUAUGUUGAUUUGAGCACUUUGUACGGAAAUACAGGGGUCGAGCAGGAGCGUGUACGCACCUACGAGAACGGAUCAAUCUUUGCAGACUCUAUCGCUUCCGAGAGGAUCAUGAUGAUGCCACCAGGAGUUAUUGCCGUCUUGAUCAUGUUCUCGCGAAACCACAACAGCAUUGCCCACUCAUUGCUCUCCAUCAACGAAGAAGGCAAAUACAAGGAUUGGAAUACAUUGGAUCAAAAGCAGAGAAUUGCACAAGAUGAAGACAUCUUCCAGCUUGCUCGCAAUAUCAAUGUCGGCUUCUUCGCAACGGUUGUCCUGAAAGACUACGUCGCAGCCAUCUUGAACACCCCAAGGGCCAACUCCGAAUGGUCUCUAGAUCUCGGUGCUGAGAUUAAGCAAGCUGGUACACGAGUUGAGCGUGGUACUGGCAAUGUUGUCUCGGUCGAAUUUGCCGUCCUCUACCAUUGGCAUGCAGCUCUCAGCGCAGCGGAUGCAGAUUGGAUGGAAAAAUUGCUGAGAGACAAUCUUCCAGGACUUGGCUCAAUUGACGACAUGACCCCAGAUAUGUUCAAAGAAAUUCUCAUGGCAGAGGGUCAUAAACUGAGAGACACUCUGCCGAGGAACUGGACAUUUGGAGGCUUGAAGAGGAAAUCAGAUGGCAUGUUUGAUGAUGUCGAUCUCGCAGAGAUUAUCAAGGACUGCAUCGAAUCUCCAGCACACGCUUUUGGCGCGCAUGGCACACCUGCCAGUCUGAAGAUUGUCGAUAUCAUGGGUAUGCUUCAGGCUCGCGACAAGUUUCAAGUUUGUACUAUGAACGAUUUCGAAGAGUGGAAUCCAGACACGGAGACUGCUAGGGCUGCGGAGCUUCUGUAUGGCCACAUCGACAACCUUGAGCUGUACCCGGGACUUAUGGCCGAAGUCACGAAACCUCCCAUGGCCGGCAGUGGUGUCUGUCCAGGUCAGACCACUGGUCGUGGCAUCCUAGACGACGCUGUCGCGCUGGUCAGAGGAGAUCGCUUCCUCUCUUAUGAUUUCAACAGUUCGACUCUGACCAACUGGGGUGUGGCCAAACUCAGUGUCUCUCCCCCAGGAGCCUAUGGAGGCAUGCUGCCGCAGUUACUUCUCUCCGGACUACCCAACGCCUUCACCGGCACUUCUUCCUACGCUCUGCUGCCGUUUUAUACACCAAAAGCCGCAGCAGGCAUUCUCAAGGGCAACGGAGUGAUCGACAAGUACGACAUCACAAGACCGCGAAGUGAUAGAGCCAUUGUCUCUGUCCACACGCAAGAAGGUUGCAANAAGAUAUUCGAAGACCGUGAAAACUUCCGCGUCAUGUACCAGGCGGCAAUCAGGCAAUGCACAGAUGGUCACGAUUUCAUGAUCGGAUGGGAUCAACAGAAGAAGCACGAUGACAGGUCCAAGAUUCUCCACAAGGUGUUCUUCGAGGAGAACUUUGAAGCAAACGUCACGACGUUCUUCCGUAAAAACGUCACACGGCUCAUCUCGAAGAGUUCACUCAAGUAUCAGGGUACCAGACGCUCCAUUGACAUCGUCCGAGACGUCACCAACGUCACACCUAUCCUGUGGCUGGCAGAACGAUUUGCAAUCCCCCUCAAGACCAAGGAUAACCCUCGAGGCAUGUUGUCGAUUCCUGAGCUCUUCGGCAUCUACUUGGUUCUGUUCAUGUACCAGAGCUUCAACAUUCAACCGCUUGUUGAGACUACACUACGAGAAGGCGCUACGAAGGUCGCACCAGUCUUGCGCAAGAUUCUCCAUGCUCAUCUCCAGACCCAACAGGGUUACAAAGAGACGGUCGUGGACUGGCUCGCAAAGGGAACAGCAUACGAAGUUGGUCCAGACGCAGACCGCAUAUACCAUGCCCUGAAUGAGACAAAGCUUCCCAUCGGUGAUCUGGUUGGAGACUGUAUCGGCAUGGGUGCCCCGGUCGCAGGCAACAUAACUCAACAAGCAUCACUGCUCAUUGACUUGUUCCUCAGCCCUGACUACGAAGUGUACAAGGAUCGCAUCGUCGAACUUGCCCACAGAGAUGAUCCUGCAUCGGAGCGUGAGCUUCAAGGCUUUGUCUACGAAGGUAUGCGUCACGCCGGUGUAGUCCCAGGUCUACCUCGCGUAGCAUCUCAAGAUGUUACCGUAAUGGACGGCACUCGUGGCCCAGUCCAUAUUAAGGCUAACCAAACCGUUCUCAUUGCAACAUCCAAGGCAUCAAUGGAUGCCGUGGCAUUUCCAAACCCAGAAAAGUUGGACCCUCACCGACCCUUCAGCUCCUACGUCCUUCUUGGCCACGGCUUACACUUCUGCUUUGGCGCAAGAUUGGUCGGAGUAUCGUUGGCUGCCACUUUGAAGGAGGUGUUCAAGCUGAAGAACUUAAGACGUGCGAAGGGUCGUGCCGGACAAUUCUCGAUUGUCGAGCACGAAGUUGCUGGGGUGAAGAUGAGACAGUAUCUCGAUGCUUCGUCGAAGGAGUCUCCGAUUCCAACCACGCUCACUCUGGAGUAUGACGAG
Molecule: messenger RNA, 3155 nt
Organism: Aureobasidium uvarum
Lineage: Eukaryota; Fungi; Ascomycota; Dothideomycetes; Dothideales; Saccotheciaceae
Source: the annotation of a GenBank genome assembly